AUGUAUGCGUUCACUUUUCCAACCGAAUUGACAGCAGAAGAAUUAGCUUAUCAAGAAACUAUCAAAAAAUGUAGUGAAAUUGUGAGUUUAUUUAUAUUUAUUCGUAUUUUUUAUCGGUUUUCAGAAAAAUCUGUUGGCACUUGAUGAACCUACCACUCCAACUGCAGUCAGUGGUCAAAAAAGAAGCUCGAAAAGCACAGGUCAGCUCUUAUUUUUUAUUGAAUUUCAAAUAGAAUUCGUUGUUAUUCCAGAUGUUGAAAAUGAUUGGACACCAAAAAAGAGAAGCCGUUUAAUGUCUGAAAGAAAAUCAAUAGGCGAAGGAAAUUCAUAUGAUGGCGAAAUGGAAGAUGGUGAAAUCGGGGAUGAUGAUAUGGGAGAAGAAUCUGUGAAUAUUUCGACUGGAAGUAGUUCUGUUAUUGUGAGAGGAAUUGAUUUGAGCGAAGAGAAAUUGAGAAAAGCUUUCAAAGAAAAUGGCGAAUUGAAUUGUGAAAGUAUCACUGUAGAUAACAAGCAAAAGUGAGUUUUUUUCGAGUUUGUGGAAACAAGAACUAUUAGGAAUUUCUAAAAUAAUUUUCCUAUUCACAAUUAGUAGAACACACAGAGAGUUUGGGAACCUUUCGACCAAUAAUUCUAAUAUAUCUUUUUCAUUUUCCAAAAAAGGUCAAAUUCAAAUUUUCAGAACCGCCACAAUUUAUUUCUGGACUUCAUUCGAUGCUGAAAAAGCUGUUUCAAAGGUACUGUUUUUUAUCAAAUUCCCAUAAACUUUCUAUUUUUUUUCAGAUGAAUGGUUAUAUUCUGAAUGGCAUCUCAAUCAAAGUAGCCAUUGAUCGAUCUUGUGAACGAGUUAUGGUCAGCACACCAAUUACUAUCAACACAACACAGAAAAAACCGAAGGAAGAAAAAGAUAAAGCAAAAGCUGAGAAGACUGGAAGCCCUGAAAAAGCGAUAGUAUCUGAUUCGGACAAAAAAGCAGAGCAGCAAUGA
Messenger RNA from Caenorhabditis angaria, 984 nucleotides. The record is from the annotation of a GenBank genome assembly. Lineage: Eukaryota; Metazoa; Nematoda; Chromadorea; Rhabditida; Rhabditidae.